AAAAAGAUUUUUAAAUCUGUAACAAAGUCUAUUUACCCCCCCUCUAGACUUUGUAUUUCACCACUUUGGGACCACCAAUUGGUAUCGGAGCCAGGUUCUCACUAUCUACGUUUAGAUUAACGAGAAGCGAUCAUAAUGGUGAACAAUAUGGAUCACGGUUUGCCCAAGUUUUCUCUCUUAGGUUAUGAUGAUUGGAAGAUCAUGAUGGAAGCACAUCUCUACGCUCUACAUGACUGCAUGUGGAUGGUGCUUGAGGAUGGACCCUUGAAAAUCCAAAUGGAGAAUUCUGAGAGGAAUCCAGCAACUCCUGAUGUAAUCCAGUACAUUCCAAAGCCCAAGGAAAAAUGGGAUGAUAGAGAUUGUAAAAAGCACAAUCUGGACAACGUCGCCAAAGCAGCCAUCUUCAAGGCACUUGAUCCCAUCACCUUCUCCAAAAUCAAGCAUCUCAAGACUGCCAUGGAAAUAUGGCAAGGUCUUGGGAAGCUAUGUGAAGGAUCAGAGGACUUGAGAAAGCAGAAGAUAGAAGUCCUACUUGAGAAGUUCAAAGGCUUCAAAAUGCUUCCCGGAGAAUCAUUUGAUAUGUUGGAUGAAAGGUUCCACAAAAUCUUGAAUGAUCUUGCCUCACUUAACCACGUUCUUUCUCCCAAAGAAAAGAAUGUAAGGUUGCUGAGAUCACUCCCAACUGAGUGGUACACCAAAGCCACAGCCAUGGAAGAAGGAAGAAACCUGGAAAACUACACUGUUCAAGGUCUCCUUGAUGAACUCAGAACCUAUGAGCACGAGCUGAAAAAGAAGAAGGAAGAACAAGUCACUCCCUUCCCCACGGCAUUGAUGACAACUUCAAGAAUUCCAUCAAGACUCAAUUAUAACCUUCUUAGCAUAAGUCAGUUUUGUGAUAAAGGUUACUCCUUGGAAUUCUGCAAGAAUAUGGCAUCUCUCAAGAACAUCUCCACAAAUGAAGUCAUUCUCACUGGGAAGAGAAUCAGAAACAUCUAUGAAGUAAUAUGGAGUGAUGUCAAGGAAGCAUGUCUAAUCAGCAAAGCACAAGGUGCUUUGGAAGCAGCAGCUGAAGAUUUCCAAACACUUCCGGAAACCUCACAUGUUUCUAAAAUGGUUCUAACUGAAGUUGUAGAAGAGAAGGCAACCUCACCCCCACAAGAACAGAACCAGGAAACAGCAGAAGAAGAAGAAUUUCAGCCACUAAUCCAAUCUCAAGUUUUGGAGAUUCUCACCACUCCUUGUGAGAUAUCCAAACCUGCUGAAAUUGAGAUCCCGGAAAAGUCAGCAGAAAUUCCGGAACAGUCAGCUCUUCCAGAAACAAUGGAGCAAGCUGUUGAAGCACAAAGGAAUUCUGGAGAAGCUGAAAAGGAAACUCAAAUGGCAGAACUAGAGGUCUCUCAAACUCCAGUAGCCAUUUUUGAAGAAGAGAAUACAGCUGAAGAAAGAGACUCCCUCUCUAGGGAUAUAUCAAAUUUUGCGCUUGAAGCAGAAGGAGAGUCUGAAAGAACACUGAAGGUCACUGAUGAAGAAGAUGUACAAGAAGAUGCUGAAUCUCUUCCUCUGCAACUCUUCCAAAGAACACCACCAUCUCAUCAGGUAACCAAUUUUCAUUUCCAUAGCUCUUCCACCCCUACUCUUCCGGAUGAAAUACCGGAAAUCUGGACAAAGAAGGUCCAAGGGCUGAUUGAAUCAGCCCUAGCAUCUCAACAUGCCUCCUUUAGGCAAGAGAUAGAGCAAAUGGAAGUCAGGCACACCCAGCUGAUAGAGAAAUCUAAAGGAAAACACAGCGCAGAUCUCAAAGAAAUAAGCAAAUCAGUGCAGAAGACUCUGGAGAUUAUCUCUCUAUUGAGUGAAACUGUGAGCAACACGAUGGAAAUAUAUGCCUCUGACAGUCAACUUCAACUCAAAGAGAUCAACAAAGUCAGAGAGCAAAUAGCGAGUGUCACAGUUAGUCUCCAAAAACAGAUGUCCCUUCUCCAAAUGGACAUCAGAUCAGCCCUAGCAGUAGCUUCUGCAAAUAAGGUAGUGACCAAAGACUACUUGAAGGUGAUCAUUGACAAUCAAAAGGAAGCAUACAAGCUGUUCAGACUUAUUGGCGCAAAUUCUGGAAACCGCAAGAUGGAGGUAAUUCUCCAACAACACAGUCCAUCUCCAAUACCACAGCUCCCUAUUGCAGUCAAAGAAGGAGAAGUAUCUUAUAUUCCUUCUCAUCUGAACUUGACAAAUCUAAUCCUUGAAGCACAGCAAAGAAAUCCGGAAAACUCAGCACAGCUUCUAUCCAGCUCAGGACUGGAUGGAACAGAAUUUAUAGGUACCGUUGUUGACCACUUCUCAAAUGAUGCUCAAUCAGAAGAAAGACGUGAAAAUUUAAGGCGCAUCAAAGAACUGUGUGGGAACAUGAAGGGCAUCAGUGAGGUUGUCGGAUCUUCAAAGCGCAAGAGAAACUGAAGGUUCUUUUCAUCAAAACAGGGGGAAAGAUAUUUAUAAUACCUACAAAGGUAAUGUGGAAGAUCCAAUCAAUCUGCAGGAAUUUC
Messenger RNA from Cuscuta campestris, 2534 nucleotides. NCBI's taxonomy places the organism in Eukaryota, Viridiplantae, Streptophyta, Magnoliopsida, Solanales, Convolvulaceae. The record is from the annotation of a GenBank genome assembly.